GAGAGCUGUCCAAGCGCUGAAAUGAGAAAAGGCGUUCCACUCCCAUUCCUCAACAGAGGACAGUCCUCCACCUGCGAAACAUUUCACUUCACACAUAACAACACUGGCCAGCGGGUUUGUUUUUACAGAGCGAGCUUUUAGAUCUGACUCAACUCCAAAUCAGAGAGCUUCCAGCGCUACACGUUUUUGGAGUUUCACCCUCUCGGCGUCUGUACACAGGACUGAUGUUUGUUCACGCCGCCGCUUCGAGAGAUCUGUUUCAGGGAGUCAGAGUUUCAUGAAACUAAACUAUGAUCUGUGGCUGCGCUGAGGAAUGUCUUCUGUAUUUUUGUGUGACAAAAGAACACCCAAACGCCCACGACUUGGUCAGGAAGAAAGCGGUGGCCCCAUUUGGAUUAUGUGUUUGACCAAUGUAAACAUAUGGAAGAAAUAAAAAAGUGAGCACAUGGGAAAGCCACCAGGAAUGAAUCGCUCCUUUAUUAAGGUUUUGGCAGCUUUAUUUACAUAUUUCAUGGAGACAAACAACUUCAGAGUUGUGGAUGCAAAGGAGCAUGAUUCCAGAUCAUCCUCCAACAUGUCUCCAUCUGACUUUCUGGACUCACUCAUGGGUCGCACGUCUGGGUAUGAUGCACGAAUAAGACCGAAUUUUAAAGGUCCACCAGUUAAUGUUACCUGCAACAUAUUUAUCAACAGCUUUGGUUCUAUAGCAGAAACUACAAUGGACUACAGAGUGAACAUCUUCCUGCGGCAGAAGUGGAAUGACCCUCGGCUGGCGUAUAGUAAAUAUCCAGAUUCCUCCCUCGACCUCGACCCAUCCAUGUUGGACUCCAUAUGGAAGCCUGACCUCUUCUUUGCCAAUGAGAAAGGAGCCAACUUCCAUGAUGUCACCACAGACAACAAGCUUCUGCGGAUCUUCAAGGAUGGGACUGUCCUUUACAGUAUCAGGUUGACUCUCAUUCUGUCCUGCCCGAUGGACCUGAAGAACUUUCCGAUGGAUGUCCAAACUUGUACAAUGCAACUGGAAAGCUUCGGCUACACCAUGAAUGACUUGAUCUUCGAGUGGCUGGAGAACGGUGCAGUGCAGGUGUCAGACGGGCUCACGCUGCCUCAAUUCAUUAUGAGGGAAGAGAAGGAGCUGGGCUACUGCACAAAACACUACAACACCGGUAAAUUCACCUGUAUAGAAGUCAAAUUUCAUCUGGAGCGACAGAUGGGAUACUACCUGAUCCAGAUGUACAUUCCUUCCCUGCUCAUUGUCAUCCUGUCUUGGGUGUCUUUUUGGAUCAAUAUGGAUGCUGCUCCUGCCAGAGUGGCGCUGGGCAUCACCACUGUGCUUACCAUGACUACCCAAAGCUCUGGCUCCAGAGCUUCUCUUCCAAAGGUCUCUUACGUGAAAGCCAUUGAUAUCUGGAUGGCUGUGUGUCUGCUCUUUGUAUUUGCUGCAUUGCUAGAAUAUGCUGGGGUUAAUUUUGUCUCCAGGCAACAGAAAGAGUUCCUUCGCCUUAGGCGAAGACAAAGGAGGAAUCACAAGGAUGAUGAAAUGCGUGAAGGCCGCUUUAAUUUUGCUGGCUACAAUAUGAGUCAGUGUCUGCCAACGAAGGAUGGCUCAGCUGUUAAGAACGCUGUUCCUGCUCCCACCCCUCAACCAUCAGUCCCUAAGGAUAUAGACACCAUGAAGAAGAAGUUUGUGGACAGAGCCAAGAGGAUAGACACUAUUUCCAGGGCUGCCUUUCCUUUGGCGUUCCUUAUCUUCAAUGUCUUCUACUGGGUUACCUACAAGAUCAUCAGGCAUGAGGACAUCCACAAAAAGUAAAGACUUUAUUCAUUGACAAAAAAAAAAAUUAUUUUUCAUUUCUCAGAUUGAGAAAUGCUUAGAAAGCACAGUGAGAUGAGAUGGGAGACACCACCAUGGUGAUGUUGGUGGUGUUCUUUCAGGGAUAAUGUAUAAUGUUCAUGCAUCAUACAGUAAUUAUCAUGUUCUGAUAAGGUGAAGAGCUCUUGACACAGAUGCUUUUUUUUGGUGUCGUUGUUGUUGUUGUACUGCUGCAUAAUAUUUCCUGACAAAUCUGGAAACAUGAUUUUAACUCAAGGCUUGACGUCUGCACAACCAAGGAACAAAGAAACAUUCCAUGGAUUUGUAACUGUAAGGUAGCUUAGCCAGACCCUCAAAGACUUUUUGUGAUUGCAAAAAGGGUAUUUCUUAUCAAGGAUAUUUAGGACUGUUUUAUAUAGCACUAUUGUCAGGGCACUUCCUCUGUGUUUAUACAAAAUAAAGCAGCAAACUAUACAUACAGGCAGAAAGCACGUACAGAUGCCUCCUUCAGACAUUAGGAAGCAGCACACGUUUCAGGCAUGAGUGCGAACAAAGCAGAUGGAAAUCUGGAAUCGGAGACUGCAUUUUUAUGAAAUACCUGAGGCCUUAGAUAUCAAAGAUCUGGUAAGAUGAAGUGCUGUGCUUCUCUAUUUUUUCAAGCAUCUCCUCUUGUUUAGUGGUCUAUCUGAGCCGAAUGCACCGUUUGAGCUUCACUACCUGUGGCCAGAUAUCCUUCUUGUUGUUUCCUUUUUCUCUUAAGUGUAUUAUAAAUCAUAUUCACAGACAACUGGUGUCACUUAAUAUUCCCAUGUUAUGAGUCACAAAUUUUCCUUUACAUUCUAAAAUAAUUUAUUAAACAAACUGUCAUAUAUUCACAGGCUAGGUUCAUGAAAGUAUAAUGGUCAAUUCUGAGCAAGUGUAUAGGUAAGCCUACAAACUGUGAACAUGCACUGCAUUACUCAAUGUUGUCAUAUUCACAUAAAUUAAUUUAUAUUCCAGGUAAAUACUCCAGGUAUCUUAUCUAUGGUUUUAAAGUUUGAAACUAUGUUUUUGUAGAUUUAGUCUGAUGAAAUAUUUAUUGUAAUGGAGGAAAGGUUAUGUUUAUUUAAAAAAUAAUAGCUUUCUGUAUACUUCUUCAACCUAUGCUGUGAACCGUUUCCCUUCACUUGGAGUGUUUUUUGCUGGAUGGUGAUCUAUGUUUGUAGAUGAAUCCAAAGGGUGAAGGACAGAUCUGCAUAACAUUCAUGGUACAGAGCAGCUAAUGGUCUUUGCACUCUUGAUAUACUGUUGUGAAGAACUCCUUUCUUGAAUGCUAUUCCUGAAAAAGGUUAUUUACUGGUCUGUACAUCAAUAAAAUUGACAGUGCAC
Molecule: messenger RNA, 3181 nt
Organism: Micropterus salmoides (largemouth bass)
Lineage: Eukaryota; Metazoa; Chordata; Actinopteri; Centrarchiformes; Centrarchidae
Gene: glra2
Product: glycine receptor, alpha 2
Exons: 9
Coding region: 446-1813 (455 amino acids)
Biological process (GO): nervous system process; chemical synaptic transmission; regulation of membrane potential
Cellular component (GO): synapse; plasma membrane; neuron projection
Molecular function (GO): transmitter-gated monoatomic ion channel activity; chloride channel activity; glycine binding
Source: RefSeq, a predicted model, not a curated record